CUCUAUAAGGUUUUAACCCCAGUGUUCCAUCAAUUCUCUCUCCUCCACAGAGACGUAUUCAAGCUUCUCUCCCUGCAUCCAUGGCGUCUCUCUUCACAAACCUCAAUGUCACACCCAUCUCCCACUCCUCCACCCCCACCCCAACUCGCUUCCUUCUCCAUUCCUCAGUUCACCCCAAAACCCCAACCCCAUUCGCCUCCAUCCUCUGUUCCUCUGUCACUCGCCCAAACUACAUCCCCAACCGCAUCCCCGACCCCCGCUACGUCCGCAUCUUCGACACCACCCUCCGCGACGGCGAACAGUCCCCCGGUGCCACCAUGACCAGCAAAGAGAAGCUCGACAUCGCCCGCCAGCUCUCCAAGCUCGGUGUCGACAUCAUCGAGGCCGGCUUUCCUGCCUCCUCCAAAGAUGACCUCCAGGCCGUCAAAGUCAUUGCUCAGGAGGUUGGUAAUGCGGUGGAUGAGAAUGGGUAUGUACCUGUGAUUUGUGGUCUCGCGAGGUGUAUUAAGAGGGAUAUUGAUGCGGCUUGGGAGGCUGUGAAGUACGCCAAGAGGCCGAGGAUUCAUACUUUUAUCGCCACGAGCGAAAUUCACAUGGAGUUUAAACUGAAGAAGACGAGGGAAGAGGUGGUCGAGACGGCGCGGAGUAUGGUGAGCUAUGCGAGGAGUUUGGGUUGUGAUGAUGUGGAGUUCAGUCCAGAGGAUGCUGGAAGAUCUGAUAGGGAGUUUCUUUAUCAGAUACUGGGUGAAGUUAUUAAUGCUGGGGCUACAACUCUCAAUAUCCCUGAUACUGUUGGGUAUACUGUGCCCGAUGAAUUUGGACAAUUGAUUGCCGACAUAAAAGCCAACACUCCUGGAAUUGAAAAUGUGAUUAUUUCGACGCACUGCCAAAAUGAUCUUGGGCUGUCUACUGCCAACACAUUAGCGGGGGCAUGUGCAGGUGCAAGACAAGUGGAAGUAACAAUCAAUGGCAUUGGUGAAAGAGCUGGUAAUGCUUCAUUGGAGGAGGUUGUUAUGGCCCUUAAAUGCCGUGGAGAACAAGUGUUAGGAGGACUUUAUACAGGGAUCAAUACAAAACAGAUUGUUAUGUCAAGCAAGAUGGUUGAAGAGUACAGUGGACUGCAUAUGCAACCACACAAGGCCAUUGUCGGGGCUAAUGCUUUUGCUCAUGAAAGUGGUAUCCAUCAGGAUGGAAUGCUUAAACAUAAAAAUACUUACGAGAUUAUAUCUCCUGAAGAUAUUGGGCUUCAACGGUCUAAUGAGUCUGGUAUUGUCCUUGGAAAACUCAGUGGACGCCAUGCUUUGAAAACUCGACUUUCGGAGCUGGGUUAUGAUAUUGAUGGUAAGGAACUCGAUGGUCUCUUCUGGCGUUUCAAAGCUGUAGCUGAAAAGAAAAAGAAUAUUACCGAUGAUGAUCUGAAGGCACUGGUGUCAGAUGUAGUUUUUCAGCCACAAGUUGUUUGGAAGCUUGGAGAUGUUCAAGUUACAUGUGGAACUCUUGGUCUUCCUAUGGCAACUGUUAAACUCAUUGAUGCAGAGGGGGAAGAGCAUAUUGCUUGUGCAAAUGGAACAGGGCCAGUUGAUUCAGCUUACAAGGCUGUUGAUCACAUCGUGAAGGUACCUGUAACUCUUCUUGAGUACUCCAUGAAUGCUGUAACAGAAGGCAUUGAUGCAAUAGCCACCACUCGAGUUUUAAUUCGUGGGGACAACAACCAUACAUCAACAAAUGCUAGUGAAGAAACUGUCCGUCAUACAUUUAGUGGAACUGGGGCAGGAAUGGAUAUUGUUAUCUCCAGUGUCCGAGCUUACAUUAAUGCUUUGAACAAGAUGUUAGGAUUCAGGAACCAACCCGAGUUAAAGGUAAAAGCAGGAAAUUCUCAAGUGUGAAAAUGAAGAAGAGAGUUAAGCAAAUGAUUGUGUAUUGUGUUCUCUGUUGUGGGUGUGCUUCCAUGUUAGGUGUACAAAUGAAAAGAAAGAGGUGGGAGCAUUAUCAUCACUGGUCUUCGCUUUGACUUGUGUUGUUCAUGUAAAUUAUAUUUCCCAACUUCUAGGAGAUAAGAUUCUCUAGGGGUACUUAAAAAAACUGUGCAGUGUGUGAGACUCUGGAACAUCUUUAUAUUUUUUAACUUUGUUCUAUAGUACUGAAGUUACUCUAUUUCAAAUGUUUUUCCGUUUCUGAUA
This is a messenger RNA of Camellia sinensis, 2180 nucleotides long. RefSeq names its product 2-isopropylmalate synthase A. Gene Ontology annotation, cellular component: chloroplast. The record is from RefSeq and is a predicted model, not a curated record. Gene Ontology annotation, biological process: L-leucine biosynthetic process. Gene Ontology annotation, molecular function: 2-isopropylmalate synthase activity. Lineage: Eukaryota; Viridiplantae; Streptophyta; Magnoliopsida; Ericales; Theaceae.